UUUAGAAGUGCCGACAUGCUGAACGUGCCGUCGCAGUCCUUUCCUGCUGUAAGUUCUCAGCAGCGCGUCGCUCCAUCGGGGCAGUCAAGGAACAAGGUGGCUCUGAAGCCAGGCCAUAGUCUUAUGGACUGGAUCAGACUCACUAAAAGUGGGCGGGAUCUGACUGGACUGAGAGGUCGUCUCAUCGAGGUCACAGAGGAGGAGCUGAAGAAACACAACACUCGAAAUGAUUGCUGGACCUGCAUAAGGGGUAUGGUGUAUAAUGUGAGUGCUUACAUGGAUUUCCAUCCCGGUGGGGAGGAGGAGUUAAUGAGAGCAGCUGGGAUUGAUGGCACUGAUCUGUUUGACCAGGUUCACCGCUGGGUUAAUUAUGAGUCUAUGCUGAAGGAGUGCCUUGUGGGAAGGAUGGCAGUCAAGGCCAGCUCUGUCAUUAAAGCACAGCCAGUUAAAAAGGAGAGCGCUCAAGUUAACGGUCUCACUCUACCACCUCCAGCGCCUGUGCCAGCUGUUCCUGGAACAGCCCCACUGCCGCCGAAGGACGCUCGCCCUCGGUAUGACUGGUUUCAGACAGAUGCCACAGUCAAUAUUGUUGUUUACACCAAACGUAAGAUUCCAAAGCCUGGCUGUGCAGUGGUGGACCUGCGGGGAGGUGUUCUUCGUUUGGAAGUUCUCUUGGGGAAGAUGUCCUACCUGCUCCACUGGCGUCUUUCCGAUGAGGUGGAGGAAGGGUUUUCCAUUCAUACUGCCAGUUUGGUUGGCAAGAUACAGCUCAGCAUCCGCAAGACGGUCAAAGCCAAGUGGACUCACCUGGGUCAACCACUGCAAUCCCAUGAUUCUUUUGUACGGAGUAAAGAUCGCGAUCUGUUCUACAGAGAGUGUACUCUGGUCUCUAAAAAGGAUGUCACACGUGACACACACAUCUUCUGCAUGCGUCUCCCUCCUGGAACACGCAUGCAUGUACCUGUAGGGAGACAUGUCUACCUCAAAGCCUCUAUUGAAGGCAAUGAUGUGGUGAAACCUUACACGCCUGUGCAGGAGACUUUGAUGCCUAGCACACACUCCACUGAAGAAAUGGGUUCAGACAUCUUUCUAAUGAUCAAAGUCUACCCUAAUGGAACAUUCACCCAAUAUCUGAACAGCCUUCAUAUUGGAGACUCCCUGUCCAUCAGCGGUCCUGAGGGACCCUUCAGUCUGCGUCUGCUGCGUGAUGUCACUCACCUGUACCUGUUAGCCGCGGGCACAGGCUUCACACCCAUGGCCCGCCUCCUUCACCUGGCCCUCCAGGACCUGGCGUCCAUCAGAAAAACCAAGCUGAUGUUCUUCAACCGGCAGGAGAGUGAUAUCCUGUGGCGUGCUGAGUUGGAGCAGUUAUGUGCCCAUGACGAGAGGUUUCAGGUGGAGUUUGUUCUUUCCGAGCCCUCUGAUUUGUGGACGGGCAGGAGAGGGCGGGUGGACGCCUCUAUGCUUAAGGACUUCCUAGACAAACCAGAGGACUCAAAAUGUUUAGUGUGUGUUUGCGGCCCCACGGGCUUCACCGAGCUGACAGUGCAACUUGUCAAACUUCAGGGCCUCAGUGAUGAAGAAAUUCAUGCUUUCCAGGGCUGAUUUUUGGGAGAAUCCAUGACUACAGAACACCAAGCACCAGAAUGAUUUGUGUGGGUGUGUGUGUGUGUGUCUGUGCCCUUGUGUGAACGGUACCAUUGCGUGUGGACUAUUUCUAUGCAUAAUGGACUUGAAUGAACUUCUGAGCUAUGCUCAUCAAAAAUCA
Messenger RNA from Chanos chanos (milkfish), 1768 nucleotides. RefSeq names its product cytochrome b5 reductase 4 (gene cyb5r4). Gene Ontology annotation, cellular component: cytoplasm; endoplasmic reticulum. Gene Ontology annotation, molecular function: heme binding; cytochrome-b5 reductase activity, acting on NAD(P)H. NCBI's taxonomy places the organism in Eukaryota, Metazoa, Chordata, Actinopteri, Gonorynchiformes, Chanidae. The coding region runs from base 16 to 1605 and encodes 529 amino acids. Gene Ontology annotation, biological process: superoxide metabolic process. The transcript has 16 exons. The record is from RefSeq and is a predicted model, not a curated record.